Molecule: messenger RNA, 1635 nt
Organism: Desarmillaria tabescens
Lineage: Eukaryota; Fungi; Basidiomycota; Agaricomycetes; Agaricales; Physalacriaceae
Product: kinase-like domain-containing protein
Exons: 7
Coding region: 1-1635 (544 amino acids)
Biological process (GO): protein phosphorylation
Molecular function (GO): ATP binding; protein kinase activity
Source: RefSeq, a predicted model, not a curated record
AUGCACUCGGAUGCCUUCGAUGUGAUUCCUUAUGAGGACAUCAAAGGAGACUGGGUCAGACUGGGAUCCGGGUCAUUUGGGAACGUCUACAAAGGGAAAUAUCUGGGCAUCGACGUAGCCAUCAAGGAAGUUCUCCCAUCCACCGAGUACGACGUCGGCAAAUACUUUGAGCGAGAAUGGCGGUUGAUGAAGGAGUCUCGACAUCCCAAUAUUUCCAAACCAUUUCCCUGGCGCCUUCGUCUCUCCUUUGCUACCGACAUCGCCCGUGCUCUCGCCUACCUGCACGCUCGCAAAUGUAUCCAUCGCGAUCUCAAAGGCGAAAAUCUGUUAGUCACUUCCAACGGACGCCUCAAGAUCACCGAUUUUGGUUUCGCUCGCAUCGCUGCUCGAAACGAAGAAGAGCUCAAGCGUCUAACCUUCUGUGGUACAGACUCGUACAUGUCCCCUGAAGUCUUGCUUGGGGAUGAGUUUGAUCUGCCCACCGACAUCUUUUCCCUUGGAAUUAUAUUGUGCGAGAUCGUGUCACGCCAGCUGGCGGAUGACAGGCAUUUCAAGAGGACCCCUCCCACAUUCGACAUCGAUGUAGACGAGAUCCGCAAACUCGCAAGCCCGGGCUGUCCUCCCGACAUGAUCGCCUUGUGUAUCGAUUGUCUUGCGACGGAUCCCGCUGCGCGACCUGUUACCCGGGAUAUCCUUGAGCCGAGGGAUGAAGAUGCUCAUGUAGGUAGCAUCAAGUUCAUGACAGGUGGCAAGCGACCAUCCGCCGGCCCGCGCAUUCCCAGCUUCGGAAUGGGAGUCGGGAAGGACAUUCGAUCCAGCGGGUCUUCCACUGAUGACAGCGAUGACGAGCUGAUGGAAGCAGUCAUGGGUCUAUCCAGUGUAGGAGUCAACAGUGAUUGGAGUGACUCGACUGGUGGUAAGUUUGCUUCUCGCGGUAAUGAGCCUCUUCUGAACACCGGGUCAUCCGAAUACAGUACCACUGUUAUCCGUUCGCAUCCCUCGCAGCAAACAAUGCCUCCUUCCCUUUCCUCUAUCCUCACCAUUCGUGCUUCCCCGAAUCCAAACGAGACACCAGACCCAGUGCUACCAGCGUCAAACAGUUCAUCUUCAUCGCAACCUUCAACCAUCAUGGCCCAGCGUGCUGAAGGGGAAGAUCUCCUGGGUACUUCAUCCAUUAUGUCCAUUGACACACUUGACUCGUACCACACGGCGGCCGGCGUGUCAGCCAUCUCCAGCGCACUGGCGACAGAAGGAGGAUCCACUAUUCGCACUCUGAAUGGCAACUAUGUUGCCCCUCUUGUCCACCGCUUCACCCUUCUUAAGCCUGGUGGUGCUAAGCCCAAGAAGAACAGCAUCAGCGGUACCAUCUCACCCCCGGGUGAAGCUGUCACAUGGAACCCACUUGACUUGAUCUUCUCGAGUGGUCUCUUUGUGGCCAAGUGCGAUGUAUGUACGAAACGACUCGGAUGGAAACCCAUUUUGGAGUGCGAUGACUGUGGACUGAAGGCCCAUAUCAAGUGCGGCGAGGUUGCUCCGCGCGACUGUGGUCUUCGACCCUCUUACCAAGAUCACACCACAGGCACGUCUCCGGUUUCUAAAGUAAAGCAAGGCGGCAAGGCAAGCCCGACUAGAUGA